AUGCCGGUUAACAUGGGAAUUAAAGGAAAAGAGUCGUGCCCUCGGAGUCUGGAAUGCGCUUUGCUGCGGCGCGAGUUCUGCCUCCCCGGAUCGUAUGCCUGUGGCCCGUGUCUCUCUCAGUUCGUCGAGGACGGAGACGGCCAGUGCGUCCCCAAGGCACGGCCGGCCGGCGGGCGACCCAGCGCUCCCAACCUAGAGGAAGAAGUUGAUUUAGUGGCGGAGGUGCUGUCCAAACAGGAUAAUGCUCAGCAGGAUGGAACCCCGGCCCCCGUGGGCAAGCACCCCAGGAUCGGUGCGCCGAAGUCCGAGCCCUCGCCAAAGGGGCAGGCGGGACGUCCUCUUGCAACACCUUCCCUUCGCCCAGAGGCCAUCCAAAGGACUCCAGUGGAAAAGCCGCUCUCGUCGAAUGACGCUCUCAUACUGGGGAUGAUAGUCGUAUGUACGGCCGCGGGGAUCGCAGCUCUGGUGGUCGCCGCUGUCUGCUGGUGCAGGAAUAAAGAGGAGGCCAAAGUUCCGGAAUCUGCAUCUUCGGACGAAGAAAACGAAGACGGGGACUUCACCGUCUACGAGUGUCCAGGCCUUGCUCCCACUGGCGAAAUGGAAGUGAAGAACCCUCUCUUUGACGACGCCUCGCUGCGUUCCCCGCCCACCAAGUUGCACCCGUGACCUCCGGCCAAGCAUGUUGUGGACCGCGUCUGCCCAGCCUUGGGUGUAGGAAUGUCCCAAACUGCCGGCAUCCUCACUACCUAAAGAACGGGUCUCCUUUGCAGCGCCUCCCGAACGUGAAUCUCCCCUCCCCACGCCAACAAAUGAAUCUCUGAAAUAAAUGCACACGAUUGGCCGCUGGGGAGGGCGGGCGGGUGGGUGGGGCUUCGCUCUCCAGCUCUUCAUUGCUUCCACUGCGACCCCCUAACUCAUAGCUGCCAAGUAGCCCGUUUUCCCCGGGAAAACCCCGUUUUUACUUACCUUUUCCCGGUGGCCCCCCGUCUCACUUCGUCUCCUGUUUUCCUCCGUUAUUUUCUCCUGCCGGCGGCCAUAUUUUUUCCCCUUUCCGAUUUGCCCUUCUGUGGGCACCAAAAAUGGCCGCCGGCGACUUCAAAAGCCGCACCUACGCAUGUCCGGAAGUGCACAGGCGCGACUUCCGGUGUCGUCGUCGGCCAUUUUUGGUGCCCGUAGAUGGGCGGAGCGACACCGGAAGCCGCGCCGGCGCACUUCCCGACACACGUGCAAGCGACUUUCGAAGCCGGCGGCGGCCAUUUUGGGCGCCCAUAGAAGGGCAAAGCGACGCCGGAAGUUACGUCGACGCAACUUCCGGCGUCGCACGGCUGCCGGUCCCGGAUUCCGCAGUCCGGGACUUGGAAGGUAAGUCCUAACUCCUCUUAGAUUCAACAACCUAUCACUAUUUAGAUGAUUGGGCGCGUGA
Messenger RNA from Zootoca vivipara (common lizard), 1423 nucleotides. The record is from RefSeq and is a predicted model, not a curated record. Lineage: Eukaryota; Metazoa; Chordata; Lepidosauria; Squamata; Lacertidae.